AUUAUUGGUGGUGGAUGACAGCUGUAAACAAGCUCCGGGGAAGCUCAGGAGGAAAAUAACUAAACGGUGAAAGAAUAAGGAAGAGGAGCUCAAAAUGGUGAGGAGUAAAGCCCUGGUUCACUGUGGGCUGGUUUUGCUGAGUUUGUGGCUGUGUAUCCAGUCAGUGCCGAUCAGCGUGGACAAGACUAAAGCAAAGCCUGAAGAGGAGGAUCUGGGGGCACCACAGAGUGCUGAGACUGGGCUGCACUACGACCGCUACCUCAGGGAAGUCAUCGAGUACCUCGAAAAAGACCCCCACUUCAAAGAAAAGCUCAAAAAUGCCAACAUGGAUGACAUCAAACAAGGCAAACUUUCCAAAGAGCUGAACUUUGUCCACCACAAUUUUCGGACCAAGCUGGACGAGCUGAAGAGGGAGGAGAUGAACAGGCUGCGCAUGCUCAUCAAAGCCAAACUUGACAUCCAAGGCGGCAACGGCCGGACUGUGGACCACCAGGCCCUGCUGAAACAGUUUGACCACCUCAAUCACCAAAACCCCAGCACUUUCGAGGUGGAGGACCUGGACCGUCUCAUCCAAUCGGCAACCAAAGACCUGGAGAACUUUGACAAGGACCGCCACGAUGAGUUCAAGAGGUAUGAGAUGAUGAAGGAGCAUGAGAGGAGGGAACGUCUGAAUGCCAUGGAUGAGGAGGACCGCAAGAAGGAGGAGCAGCACUACGAGGAGAUGAGAAAGAAACAUGCCGACCAUCCGAAAGUUAACCACCCGGGCAGUGAAGACCAGCUGAAGGAAGUGUGGCAGGAGUCAGACGGCAUGGACCCAGAUAACUUUGAUCCCAAGACCUUCUUCAAAAUGCAUGACACCAAUGGAGAUGGCUACUUCGAUGAGAGUGAGCUUGAGGCCCUCUUCACAAAAGAGCUGGAGAAGGUGUAUAACCCCGAAAAUGAAGAAGACGACAUGGUGGAGAUGGAGGAAGAGAGACUGCGAAUGAGAGAGCACGUUAUGAACGAGGUGGACACCAAUAAAGACAGACUUGUGUCACUGAGCGAGUUCAUGGCGGCCACGAAGAAGGAGGAGUUCUUGGAAAAAGAUGAGUGGGAGACUUUAGAUCAAAAUCCCCUUUACACCGAGGAGGAGCUGAGAGAGUAUGAACAGCAUCUAGUCAACGAGGAGAAUGACAUCCAUCAGAAGUCGGUAGAGCUGCAGAAACAGAGAGAGGAGCUGGAGAGGAAACAGGAAGAACUUAAUGCCCAGAGGUUGGGGCUACAGCAGGCAGUAGAAGAAAUGGAGAGGAUAAAAGCUGAGGUCAAACAGCCGGUAGCUCCCGUAGCUGAAGGUGAACCAGCACCACUUAUACCAGGAAACAGUCAGCCGCUGCCCCCUGGUCACCAGCAGCAAGAUGUCCCAGUGCCCGGACACUCUUAGCAGGCCUUGGUACUCUGUGUGCUGCAUGGCAAGGACUCUGUUCUCCACGGGAAUUGCUUUUGGGUGAAAUGGCGGGAGGGAGACUUCUGGACUGCAAAGUGAAUGUUUUGUUUUGUGCACACUGUAGGUCAUUGUCACUGAUACUGUCUCUUAGAGGAUAUAUACGUUGAAAAUUAUUUAUUUAUUCUAUUAAGUAGAGCUAUUAAUUAUUAUCAUGAAAAUGAAUGACAGGAACAUUAGCGUUUAUGUUGUGCUGCUGGCUGGUGAAAUGAAAUGGUCCUCUGUACACUUUUCAUGUUGUAAUAUAUUGUGCACAUUAACUUAGAGGAGACAAACAUUCUGGAUCCAAAAAACAUUGUUCUUUCUUAAUUUAAUUUUUUUCGGUUUAAAACAUCAAUUACAACAACAUCUAUUAAUAUUGAUUUAAAUAUGCUAUAUGGAAGAGUCCAGACAGCAACAUUUACCCAAGGUUCUCAUUAGCCAUCAUGCUGUUGGUUUGAGGGGUUUUUUUUCAGACCUUUUACUGUGAAAUUCUUCCAUGUACACAUAGCUGAAAAUUUCCUGAGUUUUUUUUUCUUUUUACAAAGUUUAUACCUGCAUCAAAUGCAUAAAUCUGUUGGACCAGAUGAUUGAAGAUCAUAUUUAGUUUACAAAAAGAGUUACAUAUAUUUAAGUCUUUUAAUUUAAUAUAAUUGUGUUGGUGUUAGAGUGACAAUUGUAUGGAUGUCAGAAUGGUUGUAUGGGUGUGUGUUUAAUUUGAAUUUAAGAAUGAUGUUUAAUUUAUUUUUCAUCACACCACUGUAAAUGAAACUGCAGCAGGUUGAAUUUAGCCUGGUGUCUAACAUAGGAGAAACUUGAAUUAAAACCAAGGAGAUAGUUAGUCAUUUAAGCAAAUUGAGGACAAUAAACAGGUUGAUAUUACAUGUAUCCCUUUUAAAAAGCAGUUAAAUCUUUCCACCCCCCAGCGUCCUGUGAGAUAUAAAACUAUUGUAGCCUAAAAGUUUUGAAUGUGGACAAUAAAGUGAAUGAGCUUGCA
This is a messenger RNA of Plectropomus leopardus (leopard coralgrouper), 2456 nucleotides long. Its product is annotated as nucleobindin-2. NCBI's taxonomy places the organism in Eukaryota, Metazoa, Chordata, Actinopteri, Perciformes, Serranidae. Gene Ontology annotation, cellular component: endoplasmic reticulum-Golgi intermediate compartment; extracellular exosome. The record is from RefSeq and is a predicted model, not a curated record. Gene Ontology annotation, molecular function: calcium ion binding.